AUGAAGAAUAUUGCUGCCAUUUCCGCUUUAUUGCUGUCUGCUGUCACGGCUGCACCAGUUGAGCAGCGCCAGGCCACGGAGUUUGACAUCACCAACUUCAGUGCGAACACCACCCCUCAUGGAACUGCUGCAUUUUUGUCCUACGACAUCGACAUCCCCGGCAUCUUGAGCACCCACUGUGCCUACUCCGACCAGAGCUCUGUCGGGUCCCUCCCAGAUAUCCCGUUCAGGCCAUGUGACAACGCAGCUGUCGAUUGGCAGUUCCGCCACGAGCCCUCUCAGCCAGGCGGUUCGGGCCCGUAUCUUAUCGUGAUCAGGUACCAGGACGAGACAGGCCGCAAGUUCGCUGGUUUCAAAGAGUGGCCCGCGGACCAGUUUCCCAUUGAGCAGUUCGGUGCCUCAUUCGCGCAGUUCUACCGCGGCGAGCCCAACUUCGUUAUCACCAAUGUUUCGUAA
This is a messenger RNA of Neoarthrinium moseri, 456 nucleotides long. RefSeq lists its product as uncharacterized. The transcript has 2 exons. The record is from RefSeq and is a predicted model, not a curated record. Lineage: Eukaryota; Fungi; Ascomycota; Sordariomycetes; Amphisphaeriales; Apiosporaceae. Bases 1 to 456 code for a protein of 151 amino acids.